Messenger RNA from Letharia columbiana, 1284 nucleotides. RefSeq lists its product as uncharacterized. The transcript is spliced from 2 exons. The record is from RefSeq and is a predicted model, not a curated record. NCBI's taxonomy places the organism in Eukaryota, Fungi, Ascomycota, Lecanoromycetes, Lecanorales, Parmeliaceae. Bases 1 to 1284 code for a protein of 427 amino acids.
AUGGCCGCACCCUCGCGCCCCGCCUCCGGCAGAACCAAGCACGUACUCCUCCCCGAAGAAGAAGAAGACACAGAAGCGCAGCCGGCAGCCUCCCCCAACGACCGCUACCGUUACGGCCUCCUCGGCUUCCUGCAACGGAGGAGAGGGGGCGGUGGCGGAGGCGAGGAAGGAAGCAGACGAUCAUCCGCCGGGCUCUCCCGUCCCCCGCUCGCUCCCUCCGGGUCAUCUUCGAACUCCGGAACGCCAUCAUGGUCCCGGAAAGAACCCGCGGCGCCCAAAUCCGGGUCGGGGACAGGAAGCAAGACACCCAGCAAACCGCAAUCGCCAGCUCCUCCCAAAGCGCCAAAGUCACCCAAGCCCCCCAAAUCCAACCCCGGACCGAAGCCACCGAAAGGCAUGCCACCCCACCACAACCCCGCCGGCCAUGUCCCCCUCACCGGCGGCGACCACCCCACACUCCCCUGCACCCACCCGCACGGUCUGAACCGCCUCCGGUGCGAAAAAGCCGACGCGGUCAUCGGGACCCUCUUCGCCAUCAUCGGGCUCUUGCUAUCCCCCCUCCUGCUCUACCUUCUCGUCAGAAAGUGCCGACAACGACGACAACGGCGACGAAGUGAACGGAGCAGUCACGACGUCGACGCCGAAGACGGGCUGGAAUUAACCCACGACCCCACCGCAGCACGAACGCCAGACCCGUCUCCCGCACUCGCUCCGUCCGACACGCCCAGCCCAUACCCAUCCCAACCCCCACCGGCCUACGGGCCCCGGUCCCGGAGCCGGAGCCGCGGGGGCAAGGCAUCGCGUUGGACACGGAGCGCGAGGAGCAGCACGUCGUCGGAUGGGAUAGGGACGGCGGUGCCGGGGCGGAUGCUACGGGAUGGUGUCGCGGUUGUUGAUGUGUCGGCGGGGUCGGGGUCGGGGUCGGGGUCGGGGGUGGAGGGUUCUGGAUCUGAAUGUGAGCGGUGGUACGAGGUUGAGGAGGGAAUGUCAUCAUCAUCUGAUCGUGACGCUCGUGGCGAUGAUGGGGAUGGGGAUGGGGAUGGGGAUGGAGAAAGGGGAAGGGGGGACUGUAUCCACAACGAUGAUGAUGAUGAUGAUGAUGAUGAGGAAGAGGGGACCAGCAGCACGCGUGAUCAAGAAAUCAACCAACAAUCUUGCCCCUUCUCCAACCCCACCCCGCCCCAAACCGCCUCUCCACCCACACCCGCAUCUCAAUAUUACAGCCCCGUCUCCAGCGCAUUCGCUCCCACAGCCAGCGACGAAGACGACUCCUCACACAGUUAG